CAAGAUGUCUGCUGUCAAGGUCUACGGUUUCGAGGGCAACCCCCGCACCCGCGCUGCGCUCGUCGUCGCCAAGUACGAGGGCGUCGACGUCGAGUGGGUCAAGGUCAACCCGUUCGCUGAGGGCGGUGUCGGUGCCGACUACCUCGCCAAGUUCCCGCUCGGUCUCGUCCCGGCGCUCGAGAAGGGCGACUACAAGCUCACCGAGGCGCUCGCCAUCGCGUCCUACCUCGCCCAGGACAACAAGUCGGGCGUUCUCGGUGCCUCGAAGGAGGACGCCGCCGACGCGCUCCGCUGGGCCUCGUGGGCCAACGCCGACCUCCUCCCGUCGCUCGCCGCCUGGUUCCGCCCCCUGACCGGCGCCGCGCCGUACCAGAAGCCUGCCGUCGAGGCCGCCAAGGCCAAGGCCGUCAAGCACCUCGAGUACCUCGAGAAGGCGCUCGCGUCGCGCACCUUCCUCGUCGGCGAGCGCGUCACCCUCGCCGACAUCUUCGUCGCGUCGGUCCUCUUCCGCGGCUUCGAGAACGUCCUCGACGCCGAGUGGCGCAAGGCCAACCCCAACACGGUCCGCUACUGGCAGACGGUCAUCCACCAGCAGCCGUUCUUCGAGGUCCUCGGCAAGGUCGAGCCGACCCCGGUCGAGACGGCCGUCGUCUACACGCCGCCCAAGAAGGAGGCCAAGCUCAAGGCCGACGCCCCGGCCGCCGCCGCCCCGAAGAAGGAGGCCAAGCCGGCCGCCAAGGAGGAGGAGGACGACGAGCCGGCGGCUGAGGCCCCCAAGGCCAAGCACCCGUGCGAGGCCCUCGGCAAGCCCGCGUCGUUCCCGCUCGACGAGUGGAAGCGCCAGUACUCGAACCUCGAGACGGUCGACGCCCUCAAGUGGCUCGACAGCCAGUACCCGGCCUUCACCCAGGACUACUCGCUCUGGAAGGUGACCUACAAGUACAACGACGAGCUCACCCAGGUCUUCAUGUCGUCCAACCUCGUCGGCGGUCUCCACGCUCGCCUCGAGGCGUCGCGCAAGUACCUCUUCGGCUCGAUGGGUGUCUACGGCAAGGCCAACGACUCGCUCAUCACUGGUGCCUACCUCCUCCGCGGCUCGGACGCCCACGCCGUCUUCGAGGUCGCGCCGGACGCCGAGUCGUACUCGUUCGAGCCGCUCGACUGGGUCAAGGACCGGGAGUUCAUCACUGGCGCCUGGACCUGGGAGCACACCGUCGACGGCAAGGAGUACGCCGACGGCAAGGUCUUCAAGUAAACGCUCACACAUUCUGUAGCAGUUCCCUUGACGAGUACCACGCUUGCGCCAUGCAUGACGAGUUGUGGG
Rhodotorula graminis WP1 is the source of this 1324-nucleotide messenger RNA. RefSeq lists its product as uncharacterized. Gene Ontology annotation, molecular function: translation elongation factor activity. Lineage: Eukaryota; Fungi; Basidiomycota; Microbotryomycetes; Sporidiobolales; Sporidiobolaceae. The record is from RefSeq and is a predicted model, not a curated record. The transcript is spliced from 8 exons. The coding region runs from base 5 to 1255 and encodes 416 amino acids. Gene Ontology annotation, cellular component: cytoplasm; nucleus. Gene Ontology annotation, biological process: translational elongation.